Molecule: messenger RNA, 3724 nt
Organism: Solenopsis invicta (red fire ant)
Lineage: Eukaryota; Metazoa; Arthropoda; Insecta; Hymenoptera; Formicidae
Exons: 7
Coding region: 986-2962 (658 amino acids)
Biological process (GO): triglyceride biosynthetic process
Cellular component (GO): plasma membrane
Molecular function (GO): long-chain-alcohol O-fatty-acyltransferase activity; diacylglycerol O-acyltransferase activity
Source: RefSeq, a predicted model, not a curated record
GCUCGCAGUUGGCUCGCAGUGGUCGCACACACUCGCGACCGUUCGACAUUCGACCUCCUCGACCCGGAUCCUGGAUCGCAACAAAUCGCAAUAUCCAAUAGCGACACUUCGUAUCUCGUAUCUCUCCUAUGUCUAUCACGAUUUUAGUUACGCACUCUUACUCUCACAUUUGAAAUUAUCAACCUUCAAAGAUGAAAGACUAAAAUUUUCUUUUCGUUAAUUUUUGAAUUGUUUCUUUUAUUAGUGAAAAUUUAGUUUUAGCCUGAGAAACGUGCAGUGUAUUAGGUUUCUCUCUGGUACACUACACAUACCUUAUUACCGAGCCUUUCUUAUUUGUUUACUAGGGUCUCCAAUUUGUACCAAAUACCGAGCGUCAAUACAUUAUUGCAUCGAGUAUUAUACAUACGUCUUACUUGUCGGUAUAAUACCAAUAUACGAUAUAAACGCCGUAGACUCGACGCGGCAUCUCGCGGCAUCUCACGCAAUCUCAUGCAAUCUCACGCAAUCUCACGUCUCCACGGCCUCGACUGCCUCGACACGUCGCGGUGGCGUUGUUACAUUAAAACUAUUUUUAUUUAUUAUUUCUUUAUGCAAACCACGACAUGUUUCGUGUAAUAUGGUACAAUUAAUCAUUUGAUUAAUUUUGAAUACUUGAAAUGCUAAUUAGAGAUUGCUAAAAAAAAAAAAAAAAUAUGGCAAACUAAAUAAAGAUUAUAAUAGGGAAAUAAUUGAGGAUAUCAAAGAUAUACUUUUUUUGGAGAAAAUAAUUUCUCCGUCAAAUAGAGUAGAACUCUCGUGGAAGAAAAAAGGCACAAUGACUCGUCUUAUAUUCAACUUAAAUAAUUAUAUUCAUUCGUAAAGAAAUUGGUAAAAGUAUGCAUAGUUGCAGAGUAUAAAAGACGCAAACGUGUGGUAAGAGUUAUCUCAAGUGGGUGGCGGCGGGGAUUCCUCGUUCGCUUUCGGUGAACGUCUGUCACGAUUAGCGAUGAUAACAGACCUCGCAAACUUGUGUGACGAGACCUUUCGACGAAAUAAAACGCGUGAGCUCGACGUGGUGGAGAUGCACGAAGGAAUGGUAUCUAGCGUCUCGCUUGGAUUUUUUUGCCGAGGGGUCGUGAAAGUGGUGACGUGGACAAGGAAAUGUUGGAUACGUUUCGUCAAAUGGAAACAUCCGAAUUACGUCGUUGUGGAGGAGACUAGUGUUCGGAGCAUCUUGGACCAGGGUCGCAAUCACGGCAUAUGUACCCUUCUCGUGCAAGGACGUUCGAUCGUGAAGAACGUAAGCGCUCACCUGGCGCAUCUCACCUCGACGAGAAGAUUUCUUAAAUCGGCUCUUCUCACGCGAUGGGGUGUAUACGUAUGGAAAGAACUCGAUUACUUUUCCGUGGACAAUCAUCUCGCAAAUUCACCGUGCAGCUUUCGAGGUCGUCCCAUCACCGAGAACAAUAUACAGGAAUACAUAAGCGACGUCACAUCCAAGUUUCUCCCGAGGAAAUUACCGCCUUGGCAGGUGCACGUAGUCAACUGUUUCGUGCGAGGAGAAGAACAUCAGAUAUGUCUAGUGCGAGCGCAUCACCUGCUCCUGCGACAGGAGCAUUUAACGUUGGCGGAUUUCUUGCCCUUGAGAUAUUCGACGGACAACUGGACUUGUCAAGAGAGCGAUUCGCCCUUUACGAAUCUAUACGUUCAACCUUCCGCCCUACCGCGUCUCCGACAACUGCUGAUCGAAAGUUUUAGCAACUACUGGAAUGACUUUCUUUACAAUAAUGAUCCUACCGAGCGACCGGAGAUUCUGAAGAAACGUAUAGGGGUAUUUCAGUGCGUCAAGAUCGCGACGAUAGUGCUAGUUUGCACUCUGAAAGAACUGGUCAGACAGUGGCGAAAGUCGGAGGGACCAAAGUUUCUAUCGCUCCUGCUGGAGUUCCUGUCGAUCGUUCGGCGCGAAUCGAACAAGAGAAAUUUCAAUUGUCGCUUGAUACUGGACUCGAUCGCGAAAUCUUUCAACCCAAUCGACGUUCUCUACACGUGCGUCGCUCUGUCCUGGUACAUGACGAUUACGUCCUUGUUAAAGACGCCUCUUUUGCUCGCCCGAGAAUUGCGAGCUCUACAGUCGCGGCAGAAACAUUGUUAUCCAGACACCUUGACGUACACGCUGUCCUGUUAUCUUCCCCUGACAAUCCAGGCGAUUCGGGAGACGGUGUCCAUUAGCUGGAUAGCCGUAACUGCGCCUAAAAUCAUAAUCGAGGAACUAUUUCUCAAGCAUUCGCAAUCGAAUCGAUUGCAGACCAUCUCACCGUGCGGUAGGAAGGUGGUGGCUUGGUCGGAAAAGGUCGACGUCGAGCUCGUACGAAAAAUCGCCAGAGUGACUGGCGCGACAGAGACGGAGAUUCUUUUAGCGGCUACCGUCGACGCUUUGAAAGAGUACUUUCGACAUUCGGCCGUCAACGUUCCAGACGACGUAUUCGCGACCGUCAAGUACGUGAGUCAGCGAGCGGUAUUCCUACGAAAUCACGAAGCCAGGGGCAUCCUCUGUGUCGCCUUACCCACCAAAACGCCCUUGUUUCACGACGAUCUCAUUGAGAUAUUACAGAUCUCUCUCCAACGCGUCGCGUUUCCCCAAGGUUAUUCAGCGAAACGUGCAGGAUGCCAGAUCCCGGCAGAGCGCAAUUUACGCUAUCACGGCAACGGAAACGUCCUGCGGAUUAAUUUCCUCCUGCGUACCGUCCAUCGUUUUGAAAUUACUUUUAAAUCAACUAUCGAAAAGAUACUCUCUAUGUUUGACGCACGUCGAUGGAGAUUUACCUGUGGAGGGCAUAGACGGAGCGGUCUAUUGGCGACCACCGCAAGGAAACUGCAACAUGUCUAUGACUCUACACAGACAUGGAAACGGAGUACGCCUUGGUAUAAUGGGAGACGCCUUGAUCGGUCCUCAACAUUUUAUCGUUGCAAGAACAUUCCCUAAGAGCGUACGAAAUCUUGCCGGUGUUUUAGGCGUUCCGAGAGCACCCAGUCGAAGUCCGAGCCCUAAUGCGCUCAAUCCGACUACGCCUCCAGGAUACUGAGAGAUGAUCGAGAGAUGCUUGCACAUUCAUUACGAGAGGCCGCAGAAAAUUGCAAUUUUUCUUGCUCAACCUCGUAUACCAUGUGCUAUAUUUAAAAAAAAAAUGUUUUUUCUUUAAAAAAUAUAUAAAAUCGGUUAACUUUGAAACAGCUAAUGAUCAAAAUACUGAUUGUGUUAUCGUAUUUAUAAAAUAAAAAGAAAUAUGAUUGUACAUUCGAGCUGGAAAACGGGGUUGACGGUAGACAGGCUAGCUAAAUCGCUCGCUAAAUAAUAAUUUUACAUUCCACAAAAGUUUACUACGGUUACUAUUUAUCUUUGUUUACUCAUUCUUCAGAUAUUAAUUCACAGGUAUCUGCUGAAGCAUAUCGAAAUUAUAAAUUUGAUGCUUGCAUCUUAUAGAUGGAAUGAGACGCGUAUAAUUUACAUAUUAUCGUCAUGACAGAUGUUUAAUGUUACGUUAUCAUCCAAUGACAUAAUCGAACAAAUAAAACUGAAUCAAAUAAAGUAGCUAAUUUAACAGUUUAUGGCAAAAUUUUCCCCGCAAAGUUACAUAAAUUUGUGUCCUACACGUUUACAUCUUCUAACAAAGUACUAAUGUAAAUGUUAUAUUAUUUGAGUACUUAUCUAAUCUUUGGAUCAAUAACAUUAAUAACAAAGACUAUU